AUGGAAUUAGAUGAUUUGCCAUUACGUGGGGAUAUUUUGGUCAAAUGUUUUCAACGUACAGCUCACUCGGAGCGUGUGCCACUUUUUCGAUGUCAGUUUAAUACUUGCACGUUUGAUCUGUCGACUGCUUCUGAAUGUGUCUUUAAGAUGAAAUUCUACCGUGAAGAAUUGGAUGAUAUCUUUAAUGGUAUUUUAAUCUACUAA
This is a messenger RNA of Thelazia callipaeda (thelaziosis nematode), 204 nucleotides long. NCBI's taxonomy places the organism in Eukaryota, Metazoa, Nematoda, Chromadorea, Rhabditida, Thelaziidae. The record is from the annotation of a GenBank genome assembly.